AUGAUGGACGACGGCUCGGGGUCAGACAACGAGCCUAUGCAGCAAGUGGUCCAGGUCCGUGUGAGCAAGCGUGAGACGGAGAGAGCGAGAGAGAUUCGCAAGUCAUCCUAUGGCUACAUGCGAGAACAGCAAGAGAAAGAAUCCUGGCGACUGGUGAACUUCUACAGCCCUACUACAGACCAAGUCAACAAGGAGGACUACCUCAACUCGCUGAACGCGAUAUCCAAGACGAGAGACGACGGAGUCCCAGCGCAGAUCACCGACUUGUCAAGGGAGCAGCUUCUGCGCAUGUCCCUCCCUCAACAAGUUCAGGCACUGAUGAGUGCGGCGCAUGGCUGCUGGGUUGUCAGGAGCGAGCUGCUCUACCGUGACGACCCGAAGCAGCAGGAGCAUGUCGAGAAGCUCCGACGGUGCCGGUAUCACAUCCUCUCUCGCUUCCGUCAGUCUGCUCGCGUCCACGCGUCCGACUUCCGUCGUGACUUUACCCGCGAAGUCUCUAGCGCCCAGCUGGAGUCGAUGAUGUUCCAAAUUGCUGUUCGCCGGGAGGGCUGCUGGGAGUUUCGACUUCAGCCUGACCGCGAGUUCCCGCGGAGGUUUCCGGAUAUUCACAAGAUGCAGGAGGAGAAAUGGGAUGAGAUGGAAUCGCAUCUGGCAGCCCUCACACACCCUCACAAGGCAGCAGUCGCUCGUUCUUCCUCCAGGAAGAGUAGCAGCUCCCAGCCCCACCACGAGCCCCAGCACAAGCCGGCAGGAGAGGGAGAGGCCGCAAAGAGCAAGCCAGCAGACAAGGCAGACGAGGCUGCUCGACCUCCGCCGUCUGCAGCUGGGAUGACACCGCAGGAAGCUCGACAGAUCCGUUCUGCGAUCGCUCAGACGCUCAAGUCGGCAGGCGUUCUCUCCCGCGAUGAUCUUCGUGCCAAGCUCGCAGACCAUCCCUCCACAGCUGUUUCUCAGGUCGCAGCCUCAGCUGACUCCAGCUACUUCGAUGAGAUAAUCGCAGAGCAGACGGAGAUUGUUCAGGGUCUACACGUACUCAAGAACUCAGACGACGUCGCGAGGAAUGCUGUCCUGCAGCUGUUCCGUCAGAAUGCCGUGCAGGACAAAUCUGUCCUAGUAGAGACGGUCAAGAACGCGCUGGGCUCAGAGCCUGGCGCUGGCGUCAUCAACAAGCUCAUCCGCGAGCUCGCAACGCUCAGCGGAACCGCCUGCAUGUUCAAGGGCUGCAAACCACCGUGA
This is a messenger RNA of Guillardia theta CCMP2712, 1236 nucleotides long. Its product is annotated as DNA-directed RNA polymerase III subunit RPC37-like protein. The transcript is spliced from 15 exons. The record is from RefSeq and is a predicted model, not a curated record. Gene Ontology annotation, biological process: DNA-templated transcription. The coding region runs from base 1 to 1236 and encodes 411 amino acids. Gene Ontology annotation, cellular component: RNA polymerase III complex; nucleus. Lineage: Eukaryota; Cryptophyceae; Pyrenomonadales; Geminigeraceae.